Pecten maximus is the source of this 2226-nucleotide messenger RNA. RefSeq lists its product as uncharacterized. Bases 172 to 999 code for a protein of 275 amino acids. Lineage: Eukaryota; Metazoa; Mollusca; Bivalvia; Pectinida; Pectinidae. The transcript has 4 exons. The record is from RefSeq and is a predicted model, not a curated record.
UUUCCGUGUGGUGUUACCUGUUGGGACCAUAUAUUAUCUGUCGUAUCUAAUUACCUUUAGGACCGACUGGACUUCGAUAACAACCGGCACGAUCAGUCGGGGGAACAUGGAUGGGCAUUGGCAGUGGUGAAGGUGCUGUAAACAGGAAGUAUUGCAAUAGCUUCAAUAAAUAUGGCGACUUCGACGUCACAACCGGAUGACGUCAACUGUCCUGACGAUUCUAAGGACGGUUUGGUUGCUGGGUUAGUCAUCUGUGUCGUCCUACUAGUAGCUGUGACUGGAAUCCUGGUGUUCUUUAUUGCCAAACACAAGGGUUGGAUAAAAACGGGCAGAUUGAAUUUCAAAAUCCCAAAACUUAGAAGAACAGGACAAACCAACGAAAGGGGAAAUUGUGAGUCAUCAACAUAUCAAGAAAGAGUAUCACCAAAAGAUUUGAAAUCUAAAACAACUGGAAAUAUGUCGUACGAUAUGUGUCUACCUACAAAUACUGGCACCGGAACCAGAAGUGAAAAUAUAAAGAACGACGAACAUGAUCAGUCAGCCGGAACGCGGAUAUCGACAGUGAGCGGGAGGUCUUAUCUGGAACUUAUUGUUGAACCAGACAAUUCACCAAUGUAUGAAAAUGUCGAGAACACAAACCUGAUGAGAAAUAAAACUGGUGAUGAUCACAAAUUAAAUGUUUCCAAUGAGCGUCAGAGCGAUAUAUACAUUAAUUUUGGAAGUGACGUCAGUGAUGAUAAAAAUGGUGGAAGCUUAGAGGAACAGGAAGGUGAAGAGUGUGAUCAGAUUUAUACUAAUGUUGAGAUUUCUGAAGAAAACCUAAGUAGACAUGGCAACAGCAAUUCAGACGAAAUUACUGGUGAAGGUGGAGAAAAUUAUUUUGUUUUGGAAAAAACAGAUAGCGUUCAAGAUGAAUCGUAUCUACCAAAUGCCAAAAACCAAUUCGAAAUUUCAGAAAACUAUUUUGUGCUAGAGCCGCAGAAUGAGAGCGAUGAUUAAUGAAACUUUCUCUCAGACAGGAAGCUGUGAAUAUCAAAUAUUCAAAUGCGACCAAUCGUAGUAAAGGUCAUCUGACUUUUGACGUCACACGAAAGGUUCCACCCAUUCAUGAUGUAACGUGACCCAACAGACUUGUGUGACAAGAUAUUGGUUGGUUUUAGUCCACCAUUUAUUUCAUAUUCAGUAUUGUUUUUGGUUUAACUCCGAGAACAUACUAGAUAUUAUUCAUUAUUUAGAAAUAGAAUUACGACAUUUUUAUUGUGUUUUCUUUGAAUUAAAUUUCAAUGUUAGCACUGUUCUAUGAAUCUAGUGAAUCUAACAAUGUUCUAUUACACACUAUAAGUGUUUCAACAUGCAUUGUGGUAAAAUUUUACUUAACAUAAAUAUAUGUAGAGAACUCGAACUACAGUGUCUGUUGUAUACCCAGUAUAACUAAAUUGAGUGGCCCGUUGCUAACCUUCUCGGUGCCACUGCCUCAGAUUUGGUCAUUAGUUAACUAUGAGGAAGACAUACCGGAGCCAGUUCCUAUUAUCUACUUACGUUCAGCAUUUUGGGAGUGUGUAAUUACUGGUUUACCGAUUGGCAAUAUGUAGUCGGAUGUGAUGUCCUGCUUGGUGUCUUCGGUAGUAUGUUUCAGUGAGGUAGCACUAUAAAGUCAGCAUUAGUUAAGCGCUAUUACAAGUAUACAACAAUAAUAUGCAUGUGUUUACACUUUGAAUUGACAGUUACCGUUACAACAAUAUAACGUCAUUUCAACGAUUGCUCCCUGCCACGAUCUCACGUUAAGGGGUUGGAGACGAGGAUAGUCGCUGAUCGAAAUGUGUUCGUUUCCCAAUGAAUGUAAAUUCUUGAUCAUAUUCGGCUGCUGCAUCAGACAAUGUCUUCCAUAGAUUUAAUUUCAAUGGAUGCUCAAUACACUGCACACCGUGUACUUAUGUACCGAGGAUAAUUUAGGAUAUCACAGUAACGAUAGUGUUCUCGUCUGGUUGCGAGACCACACACUGAUGUGUAACAGUCUCAUUCACCGAUAAUGUCGGGAUAUCUCUCUCCGUACCCACCUUAAUUAGCCAGUGACGGUGUUAUACUUAUCAUUGCUGUAUGUUAUGAUGAUGUUAAAUUAAGUUUACACAUACAAGGCAGGCCCAGAGGAAAGUGACUCGUUAGAGGUAAUAGGACGUACAAACAAUUAUUCUAUAUAAUAGCAAUAAUAUUUCACCUUGACAUGCA